Trypanosoma brucei brucei TREU927 is the source of this 222-nucleotide messenger RNA. RefSeq lists its product as hypothetical. Bases 1 to 222 code for a protein of 73 amino acids. The record is from RefSeq and is a predicted model, not a curated record. The transcript has a single exon. Lineage: Eukaryota; Euglenozoa; Kinetoplastea; Trypanosomatida; Trypanosomatidae.
AUGUUGCGCAUAUUCAUGUGCAUGUUUGUGUGCGCGUGCGGAAAAGAGGGAGAGAGAAAAGGAAAGGAAAGGAAACAUAAGCACAUAAUAAUGAGAAAAUGUUUCAUGUACGCGUGCACAAACAACAACAACAACAACGACAAUUGCACCCGCUUAUGUAUUGAAUAUAAGCGAACGUAUUCACGUAUUUAUCAUCCACGCACAAAGGCUGCAUCCAUGUGA